AUGUCUGCAAAUAUCACUGAACGUUGUAUAAUAUUUGGUACUGCAUUAUACGUUUAUACCAGACUGAUUAGAGCAUUUGCAACCAGUGAAAUUGGAAAAAUCGAAGGUUUAAAUUUGAUAAUCUUAUCAAUAUGGACUUGGUGCACACAUUCGAUUGGAUCUCCUGUUUCAAAUAAGGAUGAGAAGAUUUCACAUAAAUUAUGGGGGACUGAUGAAAAAUGUUAUAGAUGUUUCACAUUCGGAGAGAUGGCAGUAGUGGCACAAGCAAUUACAUUGUUGAUAAUUGAAUCAUUUAUUGUGACAAUAAAUAAGUUUGAAUUGAUUGAUUUACCACCUUUUAGAAGUCAUGUACCAUCAGAAAUGACCAUUUUUCAAUUAGCACUUAUUCUUGGAAUGUUUUUGAUCGGAUUUACUUUAUCAAGUUUGUUAUUACAUUCUCGAUACUUAGCACAAAUACCUAAAUGGAAGAAAAAAUGUGUUGAAAAUAUAGAAAACAAAAAGAAAUGGGUAGCAAUUUUAAUAUAUUGUGGUACAUUGAUUAUGGUAUUCCUGAUAGGAAAAUGGUUACAAAUUUUUUUGUUAGAAGAUCCCUUUGCAUGUUAUCGGAAAACAGUUUCAUUGAACACAAAAAGAAAAUAUUUUCAUGGUUUGGCUAUGAUCAUGUUUAUUCCUGGAUGUUUAUAUGAGCCCAAAUUUAUGCACUUGGCAUUUAGUGUUGCGUUUGCAGCUCUUAUCUUUCUAGAAUAUUUAAGAUACUUUGCUGUUUAUCCAUUUGGAAAACAAUUACAUUUAUUUCUAAAUGAAUUCUUGGAUCAACGUGACUCAGGACCAAUAAUAACAAGUCAUUUGUAUUUAUUGAUAGGAUGCGCUGGAUGUAUUUGGUUAAAAGGGAAUUCAAUCCUUGCAAAUCUUUCGGGUAUAUUGACGUUAGGCCUUGGAGAUUCUAUGGCUUCAGUGAUUGGUAGAAGGUAUGGUUGUCAUAAAUGGCCAGGCACAUCUAAAACAGUUGAAGGAUUCGUUGCAUUCAUUUUUUUUCAAUUAUUGGGUGUAUUUGUUUUAUCAAAAUUUUGGAUGGCUGAUAAUAUGUGGCCAAAGAAUGAAAAUUGGACUACUUAUACAAUAAAAGUAUCAUUGAGUGGAUGGCGUUUAAAAGGUCGCCACGUACUUAUUAUAGGCGGGAAUCAUAUCAUUGCAAACAGAAUAGAAUUUAUUUUAGACACCGAACCUGAAAAAAUCACCUUGAUCUCUCCCAAGCAAAAGAUCACUUCUAAUAAAAUAACCAACUAUAUUAAUGAUGAUUUGGUUAUAUAUAAAAAUAAAGAGUUUCAUGUAGAUGAUUUGACCACUGAAAAGAUUGAUUUGAUAUUAGUGUCUAUUGAUAAUGAUUUAAAAUUAUCUGAAAAAAUAGCUGCAACUGCUCGUGAACAAAAAAUACCAAUUAAUGUUGCUGAAUUACCACAACUCUGUGAUUUCUGGUUUAUGCCAACAUAUCGUGAUGGAAAUUUACAAGUAGCUAUUUCAACAAAUGGCACUGUGCCUCACGUGGCUCAAAAGCUUAGACAACAUAUAAUUGAAAAUAUACCAAAAAAUAUUUCAAAUGCUAUCGGAAAUGCUGCUUUAUUAAAGCAACUUGUUGGUACAGCAAAUAUAUCAACACUUAGAAAAAUUGCUGAUAAAUUAUCACUUGAUCAACUUGCUCAAUUAUCAGAACCUGAAAUUAAAAAAUUAAUUGGAACAAAUGAGUCCAAUGAUAAUGAUUUGAUUUCAAUUUCAAAAUCAAUUUUAUCAUUGAAAUCAAAAAUAGGCAUUGAAAUUAAUGCUCAUGAAGGUGGUGGAUUGAAACUUGUGAAUGGUAGUGCAGCUAUAGAACAUGUAGCUUAUGCUUUAACUAGCUCUAUUUUUAUUUAUCCAGCUACAAGAUCAUACUACCUUGGUGAAUUAAGUUUAUAUUGGUCUUCACAAUCACUCAAUAAUGCAUUUGGAGAAAUUAAUCACGUAAUAAAGGCUGAUACUCGUUUUGGUGCAUCUACCAUGGUUUUUGGUGCUGCGUCAAAUGUCAAAAGAAUUUCAGCAUUUGCAUCAUCUCAAUCUAUCAUCCCUAUGAUACCAAAUUUCUAUGGGAUCGUUGAUGAAAAAAUACCAUUUGUGAUUCACGUAUCAGCAUUAGAUAAUGAUGAUCAGAUGAAUUAUUAUGUGAAUUAUCAUAAUUUGCUAAUUGCACACGAAACUGGAUUUGGUAUAAUUAAUUCAUAUUCAAUUCAAGAAGCCCACGAUAUUGCAUUGAUAACUCAUUUGGCAUCAGUUUAUUUAAAAACACCUUUUCUACAUGUUUUUGAUGGAUUAAAAGUUUUAAAUGAAUCAACAAAAAUAAAUUUAUUAUCAUACUCAAACAUUCUAAGGUUAAAUAAAGAAUUAUUAAAUAUGACAGAGAACUUGAAAUCUUUUGAUGAGAAUAAUGAUGAUGAUAAG
This is a messenger RNA of Entrophospora candida, 2469 nucleotides long. The record is from the annotation of a GenBank genome assembly. Lineage: Eukaryota; Fungi; Glomeromycota; Glomeromycetes; Entrophosporales; Entrophosporaceae.